This is a messenger RNA of Ananas comosus (pineapple), 827 nucleotides long. RefSeq names its product paired amphipathic helix protein Sin3-like 4. The record is from RefSeq and is a predicted model, not a curated record. The coding region runs from base 158 to 580 and encodes 140 amino acids. The transcript has 4 exons. Lineage: Eukaryota; Viridiplantae; Streptophyta; Magnoliopsida; Poales; Bromeliaceae. Gene Ontology annotation, cellular component: histone deacetylase complex; chromatin. Gene Ontology annotation, molecular function: transcription corepressor activity. Gene Ontology annotation, biological process: negative regulation of transcription by RNA polymerase II.
GUGGUAAGCUCACCACAAGUGAGAGUACCUCUCCUUCUCCCUUUCCCCUUUUUUUUUUUAUUUUUUUUUCCUUUUUUUGGGGUGCUUUUUCUUAUGCUUUUCUCCCAACUAUCAAGCAAGCUUUGAACCAGUGAGAAGGGGUCAGUGUAGAGUUAUUAUGAUUAGGGCAAAGCAUAUGUUUAAAGAGCACUCAAAUCUGAUGCUGGAUUUGAGUUCUUUGCUGAAUAAGGAGAGGCCAAUCACAUUUGAGGAGUCUCUCAACUUUGUUAAGAAAGUGAAGGCUCGCGAUUACUUGUUAUAUGCAUCAUUGUUCGACAUUCUUAGCAGGAAAGAACACAAGCCGAUCGAAAUGUACCAAGAGUUACUUUCGCUCUUUCGGAACCAUGACGACUUGCGCGACGAGCUCGCGCGGUUUCGACCCGGCGCGUCGCCGCAGCCGCCACCGAGAAGGAGGAGUGGGUACAGCCACAGCUGUUUCUGGAUGUUUCUUUUCCUUCUGCCUCUUCUUCUGUUGAGCCUGCUCCUUGUUUUUGAGAAGCCACUGAGGUGUCUUCUGCAGCAAACUCUUGGAAAUUGCUGAGAAGAAAUGGUUUAAACUGCUAUAAAUAUAUUUUUUUUCUGGUGUUUUUGUUUUUGUUUUUGUUUUUGUUUUUUUUUUUUUUUUGGCUCUCUCUAUUAAGCUUGUAUAUUUGAAAACUAAUCUAUCUAUUGGGCUCAUAAGCAGGUUAUAUUUGCCUUGAUGAAAGAAAAAAGAUGAGCCUGUAGGUUUUAUGUGCCGCCUCGCUUUCCGGGCGGCCACUUAUUUUAAAAUUAUUUUAAUCCUAGUA